AUGCGAGCGAACGCGGUAGUAUUCCCUCAGCCAGUGGUAAAAAUAUAUCGGGUGUUACCUCCACCUCGAGAGGAUCUGGACGAUGUUCUUGCAAUCAUGUGGACUGGUCCAACUGCUCCAGUUUCAUCUGACUUCAAAAGGGUACCGUUUCUAGUUCGUCAAAAAGAAGUCUACGAGGCACUCUCAUGGUUAAAAGCUAAUCACUCUGAUUACGCGGAUGUGACCGUUUCACUUGAUAAUUUAAAGCAAUAUUCCGAUACAUUGCCUCCGGUUCACAUAUCUCACCUCUCAACUGAAGACACUGCAGAGCCACACAAUAUGGCGGUUUAUGAAGACAGCGAUGACGCUGCUGUCGAAGAUGGCCGAUGUCCUUUUACGGUUCAUGGUCUUAUGGGUGCAGACUUGGCGCAGAUGUCAAUGGAGCAGAGAAAGCAAGUAGCUCUCCAACAUCUAUACUCGGGAAACAAGGUACUCGCAAUUGGGACAGGGCAACAACCGAUGUCUAUUUAUGGUAAUCCUAAAUAUUUUCCAGCCAUGUUUCCAUGGUUGUUCCCAUAUGGCUUGGGAGGAUUUAGCAAUGAAUUUAUCAGAUCAAAUCUAGCACCAUCUCGAGAGCUUCAUGCUCGAUGGAUGCUGAUGUAUUAUGACAAGAGGAACAAAUUAGACAAGCAUCCAUGGCUGGAUAUCUCAUGA
Messenger RNA from Punctularia strigosozonata HHB-11173 SS5, 693 nucleotides. RefSeq lists its product as uncharacterized. The record is from RefSeq and is a predicted model, not a curated record. Bases 1 to 693 code for a protein of 230 amino acids. The transcript has 2 exons. NCBI's taxonomy places the organism in Eukaryota, Fungi, Basidiomycota, Agaricomycetes, Corticiales, Punctulariaceae.